UUUAGGGUCGUGCUGUUGUUUUUGUAUAAAUUUGUUACUUAAUGCUUUAAAUAUAUGUGCAGUGACAGUAUACUUUUUCUUUUUGAUUUUUGAUAACACUAUUAGCCACCUUUUAUCUUCGUGCGUGAGAGGCGAAGCGAAUUUAAGGGCUCAAGUGUGUAGUUUUGUCGCGAAAAAAAGGACGGACGGACGGGCGGGAGCGUUUCACGGAAAACCUGGAGCAAUCCGCAGCAACUCCAGCAGCUCGAGAGUGAGAGGGUGGCCCCCUCACAGAGUUAAGAUGAUUAGCAGUGGAAGCAGUAGUGGCUGCGGUAGGAUGCAGGGGCAGCCCCAGCAAAACGCUGGUACCAGUUGAGGAAGGACAAACGGAGUGCAGCAGCAGCUCGGGAUGAGCUGCUGGUGAGCGUUCGGUCCGGUUAUCCGUCGUUGGAACAGGUUGAAGAAGAUGCCGUCAGUGGCAGCAGCAACGGUGGUGAUCCCAGUGCCGCGGGGGAUGUUGUGUAAUUCCUGCUGAGAAUCCCGGGACGGCAGUGUUGGAAUACGGUGUCACUGUGUGUGUGUGUUUGUGUGGAUGCAGCUCAAGGAAAAGAUGGAUUUCUCACGCAGGACUUCGCGAUAAGGACCUGCGGACGGCCAGCAGUUGGAAGUGCCAGCUGAAGAGGAUAACCUGGAAAGCUUUGUUGUGUGGGGGAACUUCCCGUAGAAAGAAACCGCGAAAGCAGUGCCCGUGUGAAAACGCGAAGAAAAGCUCAAAGAAAAACGGAGAACCCAAAAGGAUCAGUGGGAAGAUUUUCGCGGUGCCUGGUGGAAAAUCUGUGGGAGUGAAAAACGCAAAGAGUAGAAGGCAGCAGCAGUGCUGGAAGAAGCUGUGCUGAAAAGAGCGCCCGCUCCGGAAAAGUGAGUGAGUGCCCUCGGAAAAACCCGUGAGCGAGAGCAGAACUAUCUCGCGAGGAGAGUGAGACCACCCCGUUCGGAAGACCCCGGAGUUGUGUGGCCAACCUGGUCCAAGAUCCGCGGGAGUGAGUGUUGUGUGUUCCGCGGUGUAGCACGGUGCGCUACUGGAAAGUAUGUGUACGCGGUCGUCCGAAUUUUCCGAAAAGCUGUAACAGCUCUCACUCUCCACCAAGGAGCAUACACACACCUACACACGGUGCGUGCGUGUGUGUGUGUGCACUUGUGCGUACGGCGCGUCGGUGUGUGUGUUCGCGUGCGUCUCGCUGGAUCCUGAUAAUGUUCCAGCUCAAAGAUGUGAUCAACCACGUGUCAUCAAUCUCCCAGUUCAAUCCGAUUAAACUAACACCGCGACAGCUCGUUUAAAAAUCUCUUCGCGCAAGUAAUCCGUGUGACCAAUCGUAACACUCGUCGUCAAAACCCGCUCAACUGAAGCCACCAACAACAACGCGAUUCCAAUGUGCAUUCAUAUCCGAAGCGACAUAUCCGGUGACAGCAGUGGCUGCAGAACCACCAGCACCACCAGCACCACAUCCCUCCGGAGUAACGUCAUCGGUAACGUCGGUAACGACCCGAGGGUGGUAAUUGGCACAGGAAGUUGCAGGAGUAGAAGUAAAGGAAGCGGCAACAGCAGUAGUAGCGGGUCUUCGCGGGACGAACCGAUCUGCACGAACUGCACGAACGAGUCGACAGUGUUGCCAACAGGGUUGGGGCAAGGGCUCGGGCGUAGUUGGGAAUCAUGAAAAUUUCACCACCGAACGAACGAGGAAGCGUUAGGUACUGGAACUACUACUUCGACAGUGGAAUCCACUACGACAGCAGCGGAGGAGGUGAAGCAGAACAAGCUAGUCAAGGCGACACCACCGCAGUAGAACUUUCGCAGUAGUCACACAACCGAGGAUCACCGAUUCUUAGUCUCUAUCUCGAACAACUACUAACACACGCAUUCACCAAAAGAAAAAAAAAUACUCACAUUCAGCGAGAACGAAACGAAAACGGCAUAACUCACGCAUCAACAUACUGCCACACCACCGAGCAAAACCGAGAACAAUAGCGAGCAGACGAUCCGAGCCGACGACACCCGACCAGCAAAGACAACAGAAAAACUUGGAAUUGGUUCCCGGAUCUGUGCGCUAACGCUCACGAUCGGCAAGCGGCUAGGGUGUCUCUCACUCACUCACUCACUCACCAAUCUUCGUGACUGAACUGCCGAAGACGAUUCGGCGAACGCAGCGCUGAACAAAAGACACGAGAACAAUGCGAAUAGAACUCUAACGCACUCAGCCGAUACAACCUAACUUAAGUAGUCGUUUAAGAGUUGUAUAGUAAGCUUAAAUUGACACUUAAAAGUAAUUGAUAUUGAUUAAUAAUAAAAAAAUAAUAGCAUAUUACUCGUAAACAUAACUAUAAUAAAGUUUCGUAAAAAGACAAGUUUGCUGCAAUUCAAUAAUAAUAUCAAUAGUACUUUAACAAAUUUUCAACAAAUUGAACUAAUAUUAACAAUAAAUAAUAUAAAGGAACAGGAAGUUUAAUCCAUCUUAAUAAUACAAAGACACAUGUUCGAAUAAUAUGUCUGGAAAAAAAACUCAAUAAUAAACAGUGAAACUUAUCAAUGAAGAACAAACAUCAACUAAUAGCAUAUUGUUAUUAAAAUAUUUAAAACCCCAACCAAAAAACCAAAAACCCAAAAAAAAAAAACGAUUCAUCACUACGAGUAAUAAUAUCAUUAGCGUAAACUAACUAACAAAUUUGCUAAACCAACAAAACCCGGUACUGAUACAAGACAAGUCGCGCUGACAAACAACAUCCCCGAAGAGGAUCACAAAAUCCGGAACGACAACAACAACACAAGCACAAGUGGAUUUAAAUUACCAACAACUAGUAACAACCACAACAACAACAACAGCAAAGCAACAACGCGUCUGAGAACAAUAACAUAAAGCAAACAACCGCAACAUUGACUCGAAAGAAGCGAAAGAGAAAGAAACAACGCAAAGGUCUCUCCGAACGACCCCUCGUCGACUGAUCAUACCACACAGUCACUCACUCGUCACUCAUCGCUCAUCGCUCGUCACUCGUCACAAUCGGGCACAAUCGUGGCUGCGAUUCGUCGGCGUCAGCAAAGGCAGCAGCGUCAAACGGCAACGGCAACGGCCCACCAGCAAUGAAGAAGAUCCUGGUGAUCGUGAUCAAGAUGAUCAAAGAUUUCUCCAAGAUCAUCAUGCUGAGCCGGUACCACAACUUUCGGUGCUACAAGCAGCUGCGACUGUACAAGUGGAUCAUCGUGUUAAUGCUGGUCGCGAACUCGGUGAUGGUGUGUCUGGCCGGUUACCACGAAAAGCGGUUGCUGCACGAUCUGCUGGACACCUACAACACACUGGAGCGACCGGUGGUCAACGAAUCCGAUCCCCUGCAGCUGAGCUUCGGCUUGACGCUGAUGCAAAUCAUAGACGUGGACGAAAAAAAUCAACUGCUCGUCACAAACAUAUGGUUGAAGCUAGAAUGGAAUGAUAUGAAUUUAAGGUGGAACACAUCGGAAUAUGGUGGUGUUAAAGAUCUACGAAUACCACCGCAUCGAAUUUGGAAACCAGAUGUUUUGAUGUACAACAGUGCUGAUGAAGGCUUUGAUGGCACAUACCCAACAAACGUAGUCGUGCGAAAUAAUGGGUCUUGUUUGUAUGUGCCACCAGGAAUCUUCAAAUCAACAUGUAAAAUAGAUAUAACGUGGUUUCCAUUUGAUGAUCAAAGAUGUGAAAUGAAGUUUGGUAGUUGGACAUAUGAUGGUUUCCAGUUAGACUUACAGCUUCAAGAUGAAACUGGAGGGGACGUGAGUAGUUUCGUGACGAACGGGGAAUGGGACCUGCUGGGUGUCCCCGGGAAGCGUAACGAGAUCUACUACAACUGCUGUCCGGAGCCUUACAUCGACAUCACAUUCGCCAUCAUCAUCCGGCGGCGGACGUUGUACUAUUUUUUUAAUUUGAUCGUCCCGUGCGUGCUGAUAGCGUCGAUGGCACUGCUCGGGUUCACCCUACCGCCGGACUCCGGGGAGAAGCUCUCACUAGGUGUAACAAUUUUAUUAUCAUUGACUGUAUUUUUAAACAUGGUUGCUGAAACAAUGCCAGCCACGUCGGAUGCUGUUCCACUUUUAGGCACAUAUUUUAACUGCAUCAUGUUUAUGGUUGCAUCAUCCGUUGUUUCGACAAUUUUAAUUUUAAAUUAUCAUCAUAGAAAUGCGGACACACACGAAAUGUCUGAUUGGGUUAGAAUCAUAUUUUUAUAUUGGCUGCCAUGUAUUUUAAGAAUGAGCCGACCGGGUAGAAGCUUAUCGAUGGAGUAUCCGGCAACGCCAACGUCGGAUAGUUCCGAACGGAAAACGCACAUACAGGACGUCGAACUGAAAGAGCGAUCAUCGAAGUCGUUACUAGCGAACGUAUUAGAUAUAGACGAUGACUUUCGUCACAACUGUAGACCACUAACCCCCGGAGGUACACUGCCACACAAUCCAACGUAUUUCAGGACUGUUUAUAGUAGCGACGAUGGGAGUAUGGGACCGAUCGGAAGCAAUCGAAUGCCAGAUGCAAUUGCGCCACCACACACGUGUUUCACAUCAUCCGCUGAUUACGAACUAGCUUUAAUAUUAAAAGAGAUACGUUUUAUCACCGAUCAGAUACGAAAAGAGGACGAGGACAGCGAUAUCGCCAAGGAUUGGAAAUUCGCAGCAAUGGUAGUUGAUAGAUUGUGCCUUAUAAUUUUCACAUUUUUCACAAUAGUGGCAACCAUAGCUGUUCUAUUUUCGGCACCGCACAUCAUCGUUUCGUAGCCAUAUGGAAAAGGUUAUUGUUAUUGGUUUUAUCAUAAAAUCAAUUUGUUAUUCAUUAAAUUAUUGUCGAGACUUUUUAAAUAAAAUUCAGGCGGGGAAAGAGAGUGCGGAAGAAAAAUCAUGUGAGUGACACGAAGAAAAUCAGAAAAAAAACUGGCGACAGCUGCGAAAGUGGGAAAUCUUAACUACAGGCAGAAAGCGAAGAAAAGCCAAACGAAACCAAAAAAAUAGUAAAACACACGUCGAAAACCUUAACCCUUUACAGAAGGUAUCCAAAAAAUAAAACAAAAGCACAAAAUCAGAUUUAGGUUUUUUUUUUCUCUGCAGGAAAUUGUAUCAUUUUACGUUACAGCAAGCAAAGUUCGAAUCGGUCUUCUUCGCUAGGUUUGAGGAAAAUCGAGACAUAUAUUUUUUCUUCUUAUUUUCGAGAACAAGCAAUAAUGGCGACUGAUAUCAAGAUCGAGCAACGUAUCGCGAUUGUUGGAAAUUUUAGGAAUUUGAAAACUGCAGCACUUUGCUGUCCAGUUUCCGUUUUCACAGCAGCUCAUACAAUCACUUUCGUUUCACGCGCAUUUCUCAAUCAAAAGCAAUGCAUCGAUUUCUCGUUGAUUGAGGUUAGGUAAAAAACAAAACGAAUCGUCUCAAUCUGUCCCGGCGCGCACCGAUCGUUACACGUACAGUCUGUAGAAAUCGCGAAAUUGUUAGGCAAACUAAUAAAAAAACUCACGUGGCGAGAUGACGAAAAAAACGAAUUCAUUGAACAAAAAAAAUCAUUCACACCCUCACUCACACAAACUCACAAGCAAAACAAAGAAAAAAAAAACAAACAAAAAAAACAUAACUUUAAAAAGAUAAGAAAUUGAGCAACUUUUUUAAGUUAUCAUUUAUAGCGAAGAUAUUGAAGAUUUAAAGAAGAAAUCAUAUAAAAAGUAACAAAAAAAAAUCUUUAUUCUUUGGUUCGAACAUUAUUAUUGAAUUGCACCUUUGAAAAACUGCAGCCCCUUUCGCCCUUUUUGAAGCAGCAGCGGUUGGCUCCUCCCAUUUUCCCCUCUUCGGGAGAAAGGGGAGGAGCCAGCGCGGUUGCCGUUGCCAAAACGGGAGAAAGGGCAUCGGGUUGGCCAAAAGGAUGCAAACGAGUAAAGUGGAAAUUUCUAAAUUAAUAAUCAGAAGAAAACAAAAAAGUCGCAGCGACGCGCACCAGCAGCUCAAAGUUGGCAAAACAAGAGAGAGAAACAAUGGGAAAGAGAAGGGGCGUUAUAUUGAUAAACAAAGAAGUAAACAAUCUUGCGAAUGGCACACAGAGAGAACCAACAGAGAGAGCGUCAUCACGAGGAGAGAGCGGAAAACAAAGUGAGAGAGCGAAUGGAUGAGACACAGGAGAAAAGAGAGAAAAGAUAUUUGGUAGCUUCUUUCGAGUUUGUGUAGUAACGUUUAUCAAAAAAAGAAAACAAGCAAAAAAAUUAAGCAAAUGCGGAAAGUGUCAAAUAAUGGAUCAAACAACCAAGGAACCAUGCGAGAAGCAAGCGCAGAAAUUAAGCUAGAAUGAGAAAGAGAGAGAGAGAACGCAAGACGCAGCAGAGUAAAAGAGGAGAGCGAAAGUUUUAAAUGUAACGCAGUGAGCGCGAGAACAAUGGGCUUGGGCCAACACACACACACGCUCUCAAAGACCGAUGCUGAUUUUAAGAGCGAGAGAAGAGAAAACAAUUGAAAGUCAAGUAAAAAAUUUAUCAACAGCAGCACGACUGUGAUAUAUAAUAAAAAAAAGUAUAUUUAAAUUAUUAUUAUUAAUUAUUGAAUAAUUAUUGAUUAAAGUACUGUAAUUAUUACUGAGCGAGACGACGGCGAGGAAAGGGAAAGAGAGACAAAGAAAAAAAUGAAGCAAAACAACUGAGCGGAUUCGGGAGAGAUUUGAUCCUCUCCCGGAGAGACACUAUAAGACGCGUUGAACUCGUUUGGAGACAGCUGAGAUCGACGGGUUGAGCCGAUUGGUGGGUUUGGGCGAGCUGGUUUAGUUUCAUUUAACCGUGAAAAAUAAAAAAUAUAUCAAAAUUUGGUUUACCUUAUUCAAUUGAAAAAUUCAAUAAAAAUCUGAAUCCCAUGCAAUUUUUUAAUUGUUAAUAAACUUUCAAGGGCUAGAAAAAAUGAAAAUAAUACAAUAAAAAUAAAAUUUAAAAAAGUAUUCUUUUCUUCAAAAAUGUACAAUUAAAAUAUUUUACUGUUGAACAUUAGGGUAAAGUGACCUGUUUUUGGACAUUAGGGUAAAUACUUUAGUGUUGGUCAUAAGGGAAGAAAAAUCUCAAAUGUUGAACAUUAGGGUAAAAUACUCUAGUGUUGAAUAUUAGGGUAAACUGACCUGUUGUUGGACAUUAGGGUAAAAUAUUCUAGUGUUGAACAUCAAGGUGAAGUGACCUGUUAUUGAAUAUAAGUUAAAAUUAUCUAGUAUUGGUCUUCAGGGUUAAAAUACUCUAGUGUUGAACACGAGGGUAAAGUGACCUGUUGUUGGACAUAAGGGUAAAAAAUUAUAGUGUUGAACAUUAGGGUAAAAUACUCUUAUGUUGAAUAUUAGGGUAAAGUGACCUAUUGUUGGACAUUUGUGUAAAAUAAUUUAGUGUUGGAACAUGAGGAUAAAAUACUCAAGGGUUGAUCAUUAGGGUAGAAUACUCAAUUGUUGAUUAUUAGGGUACCUGUUUUUGAACAUUAGGGUAAAAUAUUCUAGUGUUGAACAUUAAGGUAAAGUGACCUGUUAUUGAAUAUUAGGGUAAAAUACUCUAGUAUUGGUAAUUAAAGUAAAAUACUCUAGUGUUGAACAUUAGGGUAAAGUGACCAAGAAAUGAGCAGAAACUUGCAACAGAUGCCACAAAAGACCAGGGGAUCGUUCAAGUGGAUUGCUUUGCUUUUUUUACCUAUUGUUGGACAUAAGGGUAAAAUACACAUGAAAUAUUUUCAAGUUGGAAUAAGGGUAAAAUUCUUUAGUGUUGGACAUUAGAGCAAAAUACUCUGGUGUUGAUUAAUAGGGUAAAGUAACCUAUUUUUGGACAUUAAGGUAAAAUAUUUAAGUGUUGAACGUAAAGGUAAAAUACUCAAGUGUUGAACAUUAGGGUAAAGUGACCUGUUGUUGGACAUUAGGGUAAAAUACUUUAGUGUUGAACGUAAAGGUAAAACACUCAAGUGUUGAAUAUUAGGGUAAAUACUCUAGUAUUGAGCAUUACGGUAGAAUGACCUAUUGUUGGGCAUUAAGGAACAAUAUUUAAAUGUUGAACAUUAAGGUAAAGUGAUCUGUUCUUGAGAAUUAGGGUAAAAUACACUAGUGUUGAACAUUAGGGUAAAGUGGCCUAAUGUGUGGGUGGGUAAAAUACACUUGAAAUGUUUUCAAUAUUUUAGAUAUUUUCUGCUACUGUCAUUAACCUGAAGCAUGACAAAUUUGUUCUUCUGACUUUGCUCAAUUUGAGUUGUGCUGCUUGAUUCAGUCAAAUUUUAAAGUUAAAGCAGUUUUUGUUAAAAAUGUAUAUUUUCUCUGGAGAUUUUGUUUCUUUUUGAUCUUCGACUUUUAAAAUGAUCAAACGGUUACAAAAAAUGUCAAUAGCAGGUGUCAUGAUGACUUAAACCGGAUAAAAAAUCAUUAUUUUUACCAAAAUCUGACAACUUUCUUGCAAAUCAACAAAUCACAUCGACUCCCAAAAAAACACAUCGCCAUUCAAUCAAACUGAGGAAUUUAAACAAAGCUAGUUAUUUCGUCGGAAUCUAAAAUUAAACAAAAAAAUCUCUGUAAAUAGUAGCAUUUAAGGGGCACACACAAAAUGAGCGCCAUUAUUCGGGUGAAACUACAGUCCAUUCGGGCUCAAUGGACUGCAGUUCGAGAGGGUAAUUUCUGCAUCAUUUUACUUACAAUUAAUCCAAAACAAAACUACACUAAAUGUAUUGGAGAAAUGAAAAAUCAUUGAAUAUCUGGAGUGACAUUGGCACAGGUUUGAAAUUGGUAGGGAAGUAGGUGCUGAUUUUUUGGUGGUGUGUUCUUUUUCAAGAAGUUGAGGAGGAGUUGUUGAAUUUUAAGGUGGUUAAACGAUCGAGGUAAUGCAAAUCACAGUUACAAAAUGAUAAAAGUGGGAGAUUUCCACUAAUUUUGAAGUUUUUUAAAAUGAGCCAUAAACCAAGUUGAUCAGUUUAUAAGUUGGUGAUUAAAUUAUUUCAAAAUUAACGGAAAAUUUAUACAUUUCUGACAUCAAUUGCUUUACACUUCAUAAUUUGACUACUUUGAAUAGCAGAUCUCAAAAAGAUCAAACUCAGACAAUAAAUUUUACGUGCUUCUUGCUAGUGAUAGUAACAGAUAAAAUUUCAAAAUUUUGAAAAUCAUUCAAAACUUAACCUUGUUCAGACUCUUGUUUAAUUUACAUUUUCAAGAAACUUUGAAUCGAAAUGGUAUCGAUAUUUCUUAGCAGUGUUUCCAGAAUGUUUGAAAGUAGGAGUUUGAAUGGUGUUUUGAAUAAAAUUUAUAGCAUCUUAUCCUAUUUAUAAAUUUAGUGCUGAAAUCUCAAAACAGGGUUGCCAGAUUUUCAAUGGUUUUGGCAUAUGAGAAAUUAUUUUUGACAACUUUUUAGUGAUGUGGAAAAUUUUCAACAUCUAACAUUAAAAAUUGUAAUGAAUUCAAUUUAGGCAAAGUUACUGUAAAACAGUGUUGCCAGAUCUUUUUUUUAAUUGAAGAAUAAAUAGUUUUUUUUUAAAUUAUUUUAAUGAAUUUCAGAACAUUCUUCAUAAAAAACUGGGUACCCAUAACUUAAGACAAGGCUUCCAGAUCUUCCUUGAGAUGGGUGAUUUUUUUUAAGAAACUACAAUUAACCCUCAACCAACCAACCAACUCACCUGUCAGCUCCACCGCGCUCCGAGUUCCUUUGCUCUGUAAGAAAAAAAAGCUGAGCUAAACAAAGCAAAAAAAACACACACACGAAAACCCAAAACAAAACAGUCGCAUUUCUUAUUAAAUGUAAACAAUUUACAUUCGCUGAGAUAAGGUUAAUAAGACAAAAAGAAGAACAAGAGGCAGCACUGCAGUGGGGCGGUUGCCAGCAAAACGGUGACAGUUCUGUACAGUUUUGUUGUGGUUUUGUUGCGAUGAAGUUAGGGCCAGAUGGAACCAAAACAAAGUGUGGGGAAGAAUUAAUAAAAGCAUACAAACAAAGCAGUACUGAACCAUUUUCCUAUAAAUGUAGUUUAAAAAAAAGAGAAGGUAAACAUUUAAAGCAAAACUAGAACAAUUUCGUUUUCGUACAAAAAAGUGGGUAUAUUUGUUGACGGAUUGAUUUUCAUCACGUUUUGAUAGUUUAAGCGUAAUUCUAGCAAGAGGUUUAAAGGUAUUAGUGAAAGUCUCCCGAAGAUCAAAUCCACUAGCUGGGUGAGGGAAAUAAAAAAAAGUAAAACCACAGACAGAGUAAGACAUUAAAUAAUUGAAUAAAACAAGUAUUAAAAGAAAACAAUUGAGGCAUUAAAUCACGAACUUGAAAGCACAAAAAGGAGAUACAAUUUAAAUCAAUUAAUAAUUAAGUGGUAGUUAAUUGAAAGAAGAUAAAACAAGUAUGUAAGGGUGAGCGCUAAAGUGAACCCUUGCAGCAAAAGUUACUCAGCAAAAAAAGGAACUUUUUCCACGGGAAGCCAACUUGCUGGAUUGGAGGACCCCUCGUGGCAGGAUGUGGACGGCGCAGGACGACGAGGAACGACGACGGUUUCCCAGUGAAAAGUGGCGCUGAGCAGAUAUUUACGAAAUUCUAUGAAUUUUCAAAUAGUACAGUAAACCAAAUUGUAAAGUUGACUAUAUGUUAAGAGGUAACCCAAUUUAAUGAUUAUAAUCAAUUACAAAAAAACACACGAACAUUGUUGAGUGAGCGAACCCCUUUUGGAUGAAACACACACACACACUAAUAGAGAUACUGUGAAGGUAGGAGGCGGCCAUAGAUGGCGCUCCCCUUGAAAAAAAAGAGAAGACACAAACACUGUAGUACUGUCAAGUGACAGAAAAGACCACGUGCACUGGAAAACUGUGCCAAAAAAGAAAA
Messenger RNA from Culex pipiens pallens (northern house mosquito), 10815 nucleotides. Its product is annotated as neuronal acetylcholine receptor subunit alpha-7-like. Gene Ontology annotation, molecular function: transmembrane signaling receptor activity; acetylcholine-gated monoatomic cation-selective channel activity. Bases 3116 to 4771 code for a protein of 551 amino acids. Gene Ontology annotation, biological process: signal transduction; regulation of membrane potential; monoatomic ion transmembrane transport. Lineage: Eukaryota; Metazoa; Arthropoda; Insecta; Diptera; Culicidae. Gene Ontology annotation, cellular component: neuron projection; synapse; postsynaptic membrane. The transcript has 14 exons. The record is from RefSeq and is a predicted model, not a curated record.